Messenger RNA from Oncorhynchus gorbuscha (pink salmon), 5133 nucleotides. Its product is annotated as vinculin-like. The transcript has 23 exons. Gene Ontology annotation, molecular function: structural molecule activity; actin filament binding. Bases 217 to 3420 code for a protein of 1067 amino acids. The record is from RefSeq and is a predicted model, not a curated record. Gene Ontology annotation, cellular component: actin cytoskeleton. Lineage: Eukaryota; Metazoa; Chordata; Actinopteri; Salmoniformes; Salmonidae. Gene Ontology annotation, biological process: cell adhesion.
UCACUCUUCGAGAGCUGCGGUUGGGGAUUCUCACAUUGAUGGUUGCAAGGGGAGUAGUUAGUGUUCCCAGAGAGCGAAACUGUGCUGGGCUAGGAAAGUGUUGGAUUAACCUUAGACUUUACGGGGGCACAAACAAGAGAGGGAACUUUUGAAUCAGCCAAACGGGACCAUACUUUUUUCCCCUCUUGGAUAGGAGAGCGGACUCAAGUUUUCAUCAUGCCGGUUUUUCACACAAAGACGAUAGAAAGUAUCCUAGAGCCGGUGGCUCAGCAGAUAUCCCAUCUGGUGAUAAUGCACGAAGAAGGUGAGGUGGACGGGAAAGCUAUCCCGGAUCUCACGGCUCCCGUGGCUGCGGUUCAGGCAGCUGUCAGCAACCUGGUUCGGGUGGGGAAAGACACUGUCCAGACCACAGAAGACCACAUAAUGAAGAGAGACAUGCCUCCAGCUUUCAUCAAGGUGGAGACUGCGUGCACCAAGCUGGUGCAGGCGGCGUCCAUGUUGAAAGCAGACCCUUACUCCGUCCCUGCUCGAGAUUACCUCAUCGACGGCUCCCGUGGAAUCCUCUCUGGCACCUCUGACCUGCUGCUCACCUUCGACGAGGCUGAGGUUCGUAAAAUCAUUCGUGUGUGUAAAGGUAUCCUGGAGUACCUGACCGUGGCAGAGGUGGUGGAAUCCAUGGAGGAUCUGAUCACGUACACCAAGAACCUGGGACCUGGGAUGACCAAGAUGGCCAAGAUGAUUGACGAGAGACAGCAGGAGCUGACCCAUCAAGAACACCGCGUGAUGCUAGUCAAGUCUAUGAACACUGUCAAGGAGUUGCUGCCUGUCCUCAUCUCAGGUAUCAAGAUCUUUGUGACAACCAAGACGUCCGGCAGCCAGGGAGUAGAGGAGUCUCUGAAGAACAGGAACUUCACCUUCGAGAAGAUGAGCGCUGAGAUCAACGAGAUUAUCAGGGUGCUGCAGCUCACUUCCUGGGACGAAGACGCCUGGGCCAAUAAGAAGGACACAGAGGCCAUGAAGAGAGCUCUGGCACUCAUCGACUCUAAAAUGACCCAGGCCAAGAGCUGGCUGAGGGACCCCGACGCCCAACCAGGGGAUGUGGGAGAACAGGCCAUCCGUCAGAUCCUGGAUGAGGCUGGGAAGGUGGGAGAGCUGUGUGCUGGGAAGGAGCGGAGGGAUAUCCUGGGAACAUCCAAAACCCUGGGGCAAAUCACUGACCAGGUGUCUGAGAUGAGGGCCAGGGGUCAGGGGGCAUCUCCUGCAGCCAAACAGAAGGCCCAGCAGGUCUCCCAGGGCCUGGAUGUUCUCGCGGGGAAAGUGGAGAAUGCAGGCCGGAAACUGGAGGCCAUGACCAACUCCAAACAGGUCAUCGCCAAGAGGAUUGACGCUGCUCAGAACUGGCUGGCAGACCCUAACGGUGGUCCUGAGGGAGAGGAAAACAUUAGAGCCCUCCUGUCUGAGGCCAAGAAGAUUGCUGACAUGUGUGAAGACCCCAAGGAGAGAGACGACAUCCUGAGGUCCAUCGGAGAGAUGGCUGCUCUCACCGCCAAGCUCUCUGAGCUCCGGAGACAGGGUAAAGGUGAUACUCCGGAGGCCAGGGCAUUGGCGAAGCAGAUAGCCACAGCCCUACAGAACCUGCAGUCUAAGACCAGCAAGGCUGUUGCCAACAGCAGGCCUGCCAAGGCUGCUGUCCACCUGGAGGGGAAGAUUGAACAGGCCCAGAGCUGGAUGGAGAACCCCACCAUGGAUGACGGGGGAGUGGGCCAGGCAGCUAUCCGGGGGCUGGUGGCGGAGGGCCGUCGUCUGGCUAACGCUCUGCCAGGUCCCUACAGACAGGAGCUGGUAGGGAAGUGUGAGCAGGUGGAACAGCUGAUGGCCCAGCUAGCCGACCUGGCCGCCAGGGGUGAUGGGGAGUCCCCGCAGGCGCGUGCCGUGGCUCAACAUCUCCAGGAGAGCCUGAAAAACCUCAAAGGAACGAUGCAGGAAGCGAUGACACAGGAGGUGUCCGACAUCUUUAGCGACACGACCACACCCAUCAAACUGCUGGCUGUGGCCGCCACCGCCCCACCCAACGCCCCCAACAGGGACCAGGUGUUUGAUGAGAGGGCGGCCAACUUUGAAAACCACGCCAACAAGCUGGCUGCCACGGCAGAGAAGGCUGCCGCUGUAGGAACCGCUAACAAGAGCACUGUGGAGGGGAUUCAAGCUGCCGUCAAAUCUACAAGAGAUAUUACACCACAGGUGGUCUCUGCUGCCCGUAUCCUGCUGAGAAACCCAGGCAACCAGGCUGCGUUGGAGCACUUUGAGACCAUGAACAACCAGUGGAUUGACAACGUGGAGAAAAUGACAGGUUUGGUGGACGAGGCUAUAGACACCAAGUCUCUGUUGGAUGCCUCUGAGGAGGCCAUUAAGAAAGACCUGGAGAAAUGUCGCGCUGCCAUGGCUAACCACCAGCCCCAGAUGUUAGUGGUAGGGGCCACCAGCAUCGCCCGUCGGGCCAACCGGAUCCUCCUGGUAGCCAAACGGGAGGUGGAGAACUCUGAGGAUCCUAGAUUCAGGGAGAUAGUGAAGGCUGCGUCUGAUGAGCUGAGCCGGACCAUAUCUCCCAUGGUGAUGAACGCCAAGGCUGUGGCUGGGAACAUCACCGAUCCAAGUCUGCAGAAGGGCUUCCUGGAUUCAGGCCAUAGGAUCCUGGGGGCCGUUGCCAAGGUGAGAGAUGCGUUCCAGCCACAGGAACCAGACUUCCCCCCACCACCACCUGAUCUGGACCAGCUGCACGUCAGCGACGAGCCCGCCCCACCAAAACCACCUCUCCCCGAGGGUGAGGUUCCUCCCCCCAGACCCCCUCCCCCAGAGGAGAAGGACGAGGACUUCCCAGAGCAAGAGGUGGGAGAGAUGGUGAGCGAGCCCAUGAUGAUGGCCGCCAGACAGCUCCACGAGGAAGCCCGCAAGUGGUCCAGCAAGGGUAACGACAUCAUCGGUGCAGCCAAGAGGAUGGCCCUGCUCAUGGCUGAGAUGUCCCGUCUGGUGCGCGGUGCCGGCGGGAACAAGCGUGCCCUCAUUCAGUGUGCCAAAGACAUCGCAAAAGCCUCAGACGAGGUCACAAAGUUGGCCAAGGAGGUGGCCAAGCAGUGCACAGACAAACGCAUCCGGACCAACCUGCUCCAGGUGUGUGAGCGCAUCCCUACCAUCAGCACACAGCUGAAGAUCCUCUCCACAGUCAAGGCCACCAUGUUGGGUCGUACCAACAUCAGCGAGGAGGAGUCCGAGCAGGCCACAGAGAUGUUGGUCCACAAUGCCCAGAACCUGAUGCAGUCUGUGAAGGAGACUGUUAGAGAGGCCGAGGCUGCCUCCAUCAAGAUCCGGACGGAUGCCGGUUUCACCCUGCACUGGAUCCGAAAGACCCCCUGGUACCAGUAAGAAGAGACGGGCCCGACUGUUGGUUAUUCUGUUCCUCUGCCCAAAGCCCAGCCUGGUCAGAAGAAGAAAACAGCCAGACUCUCUGAGCAGUAGAUUUGAUGAACACAUGCAUACUAAUUCCAAGCUACAAUGAAUGAAAACGGCCACUUUUUAAAAAGCCCAGCCUGGUUAGGGUGAAAACCUUGAGUUAAUACUGAAAACACUAUUUAUCAGUCGAUGUCAAUCCCAUACGUGUCUGUAAACAGUGACCGUUUUGUUCAAAAAUAAAGUAGGGGACUAUCCAAUGCAACUAUAACAUGAUUCAGAAUGAUUCUUACUUGCAAUUUUCUUUUCUAAUUGUAUGUAUAAAAAAAAUAUAUAUAUACAAAAUAUAUAUAUAAAAAUUUAAAAAAAUAAAUGAAAUGUGUUUUAAGAUCUUAUGAGAAAUCCCAGGUAUAUAUUUUUUGAUUAGAGGUUUCUUUUCGUAUAGAGUAAGGUUAAAGGUGUACUAGUCUCAGUUAUACAUACAAUGGUGAGAAGAGGGCCUUGAAGUUAAAAUUAGAAUAUUAAGAUGUUUUUCCUUGGAAGGCCUUUUUUAUAUAUAUCUUUAUACUGGUUCUUAAUUUCACUAUCUGCCACGUGUAGUCGCUCACCUUCGCUAGGACAAAGCACAUCUGCUCCAACUCAAUGGGAGUGAGUUCAAUGAUAUCAGAAAAAUCUGUUCUACACAAAUAUAAUCGACUAUUCAGUGGUAUUACACUAUGUUAUAGAAACUUUAAAAAAGAAACACUGUUCCUUGUUCUACAUUUUUAUUAAAUGGUGUGGUGGUUUUUGGUAGCUAUUUUUUUUUGUCUUUUUUUUUUGUCAGUACUGCCAAAGAGUUUAUUCUAGCCUGGUCCCAGAUCUGUUUGUGCUCUUUGCAUCUACUUCAUUGUGCCAUGACAAUGAGUGACAGGGAGUCGGUGUGAUAGCACUAAACAGCCUGGCACUCAUGCUAGGUUUGUUCCACCAUUAACUUUUUCUGUCUUGGGGUUUUAUUAUAUCUGCAAUAUUGGAAAACAUAAUGAUGAGCUCUUCAGACACUUUGGGUAGAGACUGUCUUAUUCACUUAGAACACAUUUCUGUUAAGAUACUGGCAUUCAGCUCUAUAUGUUUCUGGCUUGAUUGUUUUUGCUCACAUUGUUGCAUUGAGAUUACAUGUAGGCCUUAGGUCUGGUGCUCUCUUCUUUGUGCUUCUCAGUGAAACUAUAGCAAGCCAGGCUCCAUGUCUUUGCCUGACUAGAGGCCAGCUAUCGUGUAAUGUUUAAACUGUGUCUUGACCUAAUGUGGUGAAGGAUUAAUGAAUGAUGCAUCAAAUGCUUUGAAGAUAAAGAGACUGGAGUGAUAGUCUGGGGGGGGGUGAUAAAGAUUCUGGUUCUGGAGGAUGAAGAGGGAACAUAUUUAACGUGUUUAUUUCGAGGGGGGGGGGGUUUCUAGGACUAGGUUUAAUCCAGGAGACCACCACUGUGUGUAAGUUUAAUACGUCACAUGAAACUGGUGAUGAGAUAUCAGCCUUCUCUUCCUCUCGUAUCUUCAAGCUACACUAAACAUUACACAGCUGGUACAAACGGUUGACGUUUUGAAACGUUUUCUCUUGUGUCUGAAUAAUUCCAGAGCAGUUUGAAUGUGUACGAUUAUUGAGACCCUACAAAACCAUCUGAUGUGCCCUGUAAUAAAAAGACUGAUUGCAAUAAA